AUGGAAGCCCUAACGCAGCAACUUGACUGGCGAAAGCGUCCACUAGUCACAUUACUAGUUGCCCAUGCGGCACUAGUAUACUCUACAUACCUCCUCAACUCGAUAAGCCACCUGUUUGGAUCGAUUCGUCGUGAUGGAAUCGUGGGAAGUUUGCAAGUGUGGGCUGGAAAGCUCAUACAGGACAGUAUACUCCUGGUUCGCAGAGUCCCGUUAGCUAAUAAUGCCGUCAAUGAUGAGGUCGCUAAGAUUGUUAAAGGUCUUGAAGACCAGCUGGCUCCCAAAGUCGAGCCUGGUGAACUGGAAUAUCUAGCACUUCCAAGUAACGGGUUGAAUGACACACAAGUUCGUAAAGAGCUCGACAGAUACGAACGUAUGGGCCUUGUGAAAUGGCAAGAGGGUACCGUUUCUGGAGCUAUAUUCAGUACUGGAUUUGAAUUUGGCACGCUGUUACAGGACACAUUCGGAAAAUUCAGCGGAUCCAAUCCCCUACAUCCAGCAGUCUUCCCCGGCGUCCGCCGCAUGGAAUCCGAAAUCGUUCAAAUGGUGCUAAGAAUGUAUAACGCACCUGGAUCAGCAGCAGGGUCUGUUUCAAGUGGCGGUACAGAGAGUCUCCUACUCGCCGUGAAAACAUAUCGGGAUCUCGCUAAAGCCGAACGUGGGAUCCUCAAACCAAACAUGGUACUACCCAGAACAAUCCACGCAGCAUUCGACAAGGCCGCCGAAUACUUUAACGUUGAGAUCAUCUACAUCCCCGUUGACACCGAAACGGGACAAGUAAAUCUCGCAGCCAUGAGGUCAGCGAUUAACAGCAACACUAUUAUGAUUGCUGGGUCUGCACCAAAUUGGCCACACGGGAUCAUCGACGAUAUACCGAAACUGUCAGCAUUAGCACUUCAGAAGCAGGUGCCGCUACAUGUUGAUGCAUGUUUGGGAGGGUUUAUUGUGCCGUUUGUUGAGAAGGCUGGGUUUGCGCUACCGUAUGUAGUGGAUUUCAGGAAUGAGGGCGUUACCUCGAUUUCGUGUGAUUCUCACAAGUAUGGGUUGGCACCGAAGGGCACUUCUAUAAUAAUGUAUCGAUCGAAACAAAUCAGAAAAUACCAGUACUUUGUCUCGACAGAAUGGCCGGGAGGAGUCUAUGCGUCUCCUAGUAUUCCAGGAAGUCGAAGUGGUGCACUCAUAGCGACAUGUUGGGUUUCCAUGCUACGAAUCGGUGAAGACGGAUAUGUGAAACUGACGCGAGAUAUACUGCAAACUCAAUGUAAAAUCAAGGAGACCAUCUCAUCCAUCCCAACACUAAAACUAAUCGGUGACCCAAUCCUCAUGGUCGUGACCUUCACAACCACGAAACCUGGAGCCAUCUUUGGAAUACUGGCUGAAUUGGACUCCAAGGGAUGGCAUUUAAACGCUCAACAAAAGCCAGCAGCCAUUCAGAUUGCGUGUACCAGUCUUACGGUGCAGUGUGUGGACAAGCUGUGUAGUGAUAUACGGGAUGCAGCAGAUCGUGUUGACAAGGAUCCGUCUUUGGCAAAGUCGGAAUCAGCAUCGAUAUAUAGUGCUGUGAAUGUGGUUCCUGAUCGGACGAUUAUUCGAGAUAUCGCGAUUGGCUUUGUUGAUACCUUGACAAAGGUUUAG
This is a messenger RNA of Synchytrium microbalum, 1632 nucleotides long. RefSeq lists its product as uncharacterized. The transcript is spliced from 8 exons. The record is from RefSeq and is a predicted model, not a curated record. Gene Ontology annotation, biological process: sphingolipid catabolic process; carboxylic acid metabolic process. Gene Ontology annotation, cellular component: endoplasmic reticulum. Gene Ontology annotation, molecular function: sphinganine-1-phosphate aldolase activity; pyridoxal phosphate binding. NCBI's taxonomy places the organism in Eukaryota, Fungi, Chytridiomycota, Chytridiomycetes, Synchytriales, Synchytriaceae. Bases 1 to 1632 code for a protein of 543 amino acids.